Messenger RNA from Cyphellophora attinorum, 2022 nucleotides. Its product is annotated as Lipase 4. Gene Ontology annotation, biological process: lipid metabolic process. Gene Ontology annotation, molecular function: triacylglycerol lipase activity. The coding region runs from base 1 to 2022 and encodes 673 amino acids. Lineage: Eukaryota; Fungi; Ascomycota; Eurotiomycetes; Chaetothyriales; Cyphellophoraceae. The record is from RefSeq and is a predicted model, not a curated record. The transcript is spliced from 2 exons.
AUGCCGCUUAUGAGAAGAUGGAAUUUCUGCGCCGACGAUCUCCUGGAGUACGACAACUACUCGGUACGGAUUGCGCUCCUAGCCGCUCGCAUAAACCUUCUCGGUCUUUCGAUUCUGUCAUCGCCUGUGGACUGCGUGAGCGCAGCUGCACGUCGUCUGGAUGAAAAAUGCCAGACGCUUCUCGAGCAGGCGUACUACGAAGCCAAAUACGGCAAGGGAAGCAGGCGACGCCUGAAAGAGAUAGAGAGACAAUUGCUUGAGAACAAAGCUAAGGCGGAGACACUCAAAGAAGAUGUCGAAACCUCCAAGAAACUGGACCUGUAUCAGGGUCAUGACGACUGGAAGGCGACCCACGAAAGCAUCGAACCGGACUACCAACCAGAUGUCAUCCGGAAACACAUUUCGGCGCUCCAAGAUGCCGUCCGAUCGCAAAAUGUACAGCAGAUAUACUCAGCGCUACAAUCAGCCUUGGACCGGCACCUAGGUGGAAUGGACAACAUUAGACUGUACAAACAUUCUUGGUUCGGCACCAAAAGUUUGAUCGACGUGUACAACUCAACCGUGAAGCUCACUAUUGAGGAACUUGUCGAACGGAUGUCGCUGCCAAGUGUUACCAAGGCAGACAUUGUCAUCUGUAGGAAUACCAUGCAAAAAGCCCUGGAUAACUACGGCCGCACAGCAUUGAGCUUCUCUGGGGGUGCAUUGUUGGGGAUGAAGCAUAUCGCGUCGCCAAAGGACUGCUGCAGUGCUGGAAGCAUUGUGGCCGCUGUUGUUGCAACUCGAACGCCGUCAGAGAUGAAGGAUGCGUUGCUGCAUUUCCCGGACUCGAACCUUAGCGUCUUUGAUGCGCCCGCUUCCCAAAAUGGCACAAUUGCCUGGUGCUACCGAAGGCUGGGGACAUAUUGGAGAACUGGAAGCUGGUUCGAGCCUACUUAUCUGGAGCGAGUAAUGAAGGAAUGGCUCGGAGACAUGACUUUCAUCAAGGCACACAACAAGACACAUCGGGUGCUCAACAUCGCUUUAUCGAAGGCUUCAACCGCAGAACCGGUCAUCCUGAACUACAAAACUGCUCCCAAUGUCUUAAUCUGGUCUGCAGUAUGCGCUAGCUGCGCAGUGCCAUAUGGAGUGUUUCCCGGGGCGUCUGUUUAUGAAAUGGAUCCGGCGACCAAACAACAGCGGGUAUGGAUGGAGAAUGCCAGAGCUCAGAAGCCAUUUGAUUAUGUUGAUGGGUCGCUCGACCACGAUAUACCGAUGCAACAGCUCCAGCGCCAAUUCAACGUAUCAUGGUCGAUUGUCGCGCAGACCAAUCCUCACGUUCGAGCAUUUCUGAGCCCGGAGGAAAGAUUCGAGGGCAUACAGCCUACCUCGGCCGAGCUACAUCCAAGCAUGUCGCAAAAGGUCAAGAGUCGCGUACACGCAAGCCUCGUUCGUGUCGCUCAUGUUGCAGCUGAGUGUGGGUUUCCUCCAGCCUUGUGGAGGUGGGGUGCGAUAUUGACGCAGCAGUACACGGGCGACAUCACUAUCCUGCCGGACAUCACGUGGAAGGAAGCUUGCACCAUGGUCGCCAAUCCAACAGCAGAAUUCAUGCGACAGGCCACUCGUGACGGAGAGCGAGCGACUUGGCCCAAGAUGGCCCGCAUCAGGACGACCGUGGAGAUCGAGCUCGCAUUAGAAAGAGCAAUUCGUGACUUAAAUGCGCUGAUUCACUUGCCGGAGGAUGGCCGACAGCAUCGCGCUCGCUCGAUGAGGCAAGAACGUCGCGCUGCCAGCCCGCCACAUUUUCUGCGGUCGAGUAGCGUGGGUAACAGGAGCCCACGGACAAGCAUCGACGAGUCGUCAGGCUCGGAUGAUCGUGAUCAGCAAGAUAUAAAGCCUGGGCCCCUUCGACGAAAUUCCAGCCUGGGAUCAAUUGUUCUGCCUUCGGAAGUCACGACCGGGUCGCUAAUGCCGACGGUGCCACUUCUGGCACCUCAGAACGGUGUGAACCGUAUGACGUUUGCAAUGACGCCUUUGGACGUGUAA